CCGGAAGUAAGAAUUUGAUUUUGAAAAUGAAUGAAGAUGUGAAGGAUUUGCUCUCAUUCACUCAACAGAUGCUGCUUCUCUUAUUAUAUGUCGGGUCAACACUUGGGAAACCUCAAAGAUGUGUAAAGCUAGAUAUCCUUGAGCCAUACAAACAUCAUUUUGGACCCAGACAUUCACACAGAGUAACCAGAGACUGCCAACCAAAGAAAUAUGGAUCUCUCACCCAUGAACAAUACCCUGCCCACUCCGGGCCAUCUGACACUGUUGUACAAAGUGAUUAUUUUAUUAAGAAAGUUGGAGAGUGGUGGGACCAGAAGAAUGUUAUAGGCAGGUAUUCUGUCAUUAGUGAUCCUUUACACACUGUAUCAGUAGUGGAACCCUCAGGACCAGGAGGCUGUGAGAGACACAAUAGAAGUACAGUCAGAGAGACCUCCGCUGUAAAGAAAUGUAUUAUUGCUCAGAAUGCUGGUUUAUUUAACACAUCAUCUGGGGAAUGUCACGGUAACAUAGUCACAGAUGGAAUUGUAAGACAGAACUCAGGUGGCAUACAAAAUGCUCACUUUGGCAUCAGGAAAAAUGGAAAACUCUUCUUUGGAUAUCUCACUGAGGAAGAGGUAGACGAGUUUGAGUUUGAACAGUUGGUCGGGGGUGUCAUCUGGCUGGUGCGCAAUGGACAAAGUUAUGUCAAUUCCAGUAAAUACACAGAGUGUUCCGACACAGAAGAAACAGGAAGCAUAGAUACAUUUGUUGAUGUCAAGUCUGCCCGCACUGCUGUCGGUCAUGACAAAAAAGGACGUAUUGUAUUGGUGAAUGUCGAGGGUCAGUCUUGGAAUUAUGGAAUUAACCUAUGGGAGUUUGCUGAUCUUCUCAUAGAGUUUGGAGUUGUGAAUGCCAUCAAUCUAGAUGGGGGUGGAUCAGCCACUGCAGUAAUAAACCAAACAUUAGUUAAUUACCCCUCAGAUGAAUGUGGAAAUGAGACAGCUGGUUAUGAAAGGUUUCACUGUGAGCGUCCAGUCUCCACCAUACUGUGUGCACAUCAUGCUCCAUGCCACAAACCAGAUUGUUCCCAUCAUGGAACUUGCAUUGCUGGUCAAUGUAGGUGUGAUGGCUAUUGGACUGGGAGAGACUGUGAUAAACUCUACUGCCCAGGCCAUAACUGUAGUAUACAUGGUACAUGUACCAAAGAUGGCUGUUCGUGCAACAAUGGAUGGCUGGGUGAAGUUUGCAAUAUGACAUGUCCCCCUGGUUUCUAUGGCAACAAUUGUGCCCAUAGAUGUCACUGUGUACAUGGUGUCUGUAGUCCUAUAGAUGGCAGUUGUCAGUGCAGUCCAGGCUAUAGAGGCCUCAUGUGUGAUACAGAAUGUGAGUCAGGCUAUUUUGGGUCAGGCUGUAGAAAGAUAUGCUUCUGCAAGGAUGCCUGUACGUGUCACCCUGUUGAUGGAACCUGUAAUGUUUCUAUAGCAGGGACAGCUCUUUACUCAGCCUCUAGCUGUACUGCUCAACAUAUUAUAAAGUCAAAAAAUCUAGUGCCUGAUCAAACACCACAAUUGCAAUCUCUGCUAAUUUGUGUGACAGUCUUAGGAAUAAUCGCCAGUAUCAGUAUUAUAUUGAACAUUGUACUAGUCUACACGUUUUCACCAUACUACAACAGUCAAUGCACGUCAAAAUGUUCACAGAAACAGAAAUACCAGCAGUUACCUAGCAACAGUUAUGAUACAGACACUAGCGACACCUGUGGGGAGGCAGAUGACGAAAGUGACUCCAUGUGGCCUUCUAAUUCCAAACUCAUCUUUAAAGAAAGAUUAACUAAAUCUGAAACUGCUCCAUCCUGAUGAAUGGCAAAUAAUAAUGUAGUUUAUUGGAAAUAAUCUUAUAGAUUCUCAUUGAUUAAUAAUGUACACUAUCAUGAUGCUUGUACAGACUUUAGAAAUGUACGUGGCCUGAUGAAUUAUCAUCAAAGUAGUCUGGCUUGUUAAGCUGUCACAAAAUGACAGUCAUGAUUGAUAGUCAUGACCUAAUGAAAUAUCAUCUUUAGUCAUGACUUGAUAAAAUACCAUCUGUAUAUAAUAUUGUCAUGUCCAAAUGGUAUAUCAUCAGUUGUCAUGACUUGAUAAAAUACCAUCUGUAUAUGAUAUAGUCAUGACCUAAUCAAAUAUCAUCAGUACAGUCAUGACUUGAUAAAUAUCAUCCAUAUAUGAUAUAGUCAUGACCUAAUGAAAUAUCAUCAGUAGU
This is a messenger RNA of Owenia fusiformis, 2232 nucleotides long. The record is from the annotation of a GenBank genome assembly. Lineage: Eukaryota; Metazoa; Annelida; Polychaeta; Sabellida; Oweniidae.